Messenger RNA from Thamnophis elegans (Western terrestrial garter snake), 2903 nucleotides. It is a transcript of the gene NPRL3, whose product is annotated as NPR3 like, GATOR1 complex subunit. The transcript has 14 exons. Gene Ontology annotation, cellular component: GATOR1 complex. Lineage: Eukaryota; Metazoa; Chordata; Lepidosauria; Squamata; Natricidae. The coding region runs from base 521 to 2338 and encodes 605 amino acids. The record is from RefSeq and is a predicted model, not a curated record. Gene Ontology annotation, biological process: negative regulation of TORC1 signaling; cellular response to amino acid starvation; positive regulation of autophagy.
UGUAAUUAAUUUCCAUAGGGCAUUUAUUAUUUUUAAUGUUACGUAGUAUUUUUAAAAUCUUUUUUUCUGUCAGUUGGGGCUAAAUUACUGUUUUGAAAAGAGCACCUAUUCUCCCAACUCUUCCUUCUGGCCCUCCGUUCGGAAGGCGCUGCCACGCCGCCCCAGCUUGGAGACAGGUGGGCGGGCGCCCGGGCGUAUCUCUCCAAAGCCAGGGCGCCCCUACGGCCUUAUCAUCCGCUUGCCAAGCCGAGGCGGGGCGCCGUGCACGCCCGGAUUCCCUCGCCGAGGCGCCGCCAGCUUACGGGCAGGCUUCCGCCGCAGGGGCUCCCCCGGUCUCUGGUGUGCCCUGCGGCUUUCGCGGCUGGUGAGCCAGGCCCCGGCCAAGCACGGGGGUGGCGAGGGGAAGCGGUGGGACUUGAGCGCCCAUCAUCCCCGACCUUCGCCUAGGCGGCAAAUUGAAGGAGCCCGUCCCGCUACCGGAAGACAAACGGAAGUGACGACAGGCUGCGGCCAACAGAAGAUGACGAUCGCGCAGGCGCCGCGGCCGGGUGUCAAAGGGCGAUGGGCCCUCUCUCCUUUCGGCUCCCACUCUACGGUGAGGCGGCUGCGCGGGCGAGAGCAGCAGCAGCAGCAGCAGCAGCAGCAUGGGAGACACCUCCAGCCCCGUCAGCGUCAUCCUGGAACAUCAAGAAGUAGGUAUGCGGUGAACAGUAUUGGUGACAAUGUAGAAGAUCCAGAUGGAGAUUCCAGAGAGCCCUGUCCUCUCACUGAUGAGCAGGUGGUGUCAGGGUUUUCGGAUGUCAUUCUGGCAACAAUUCUGGCUACUAAAUCGGACAUGUGUGGCAAAAAGUUUGAGCUGAAGAUCGAUAACAUUCGUUUUGUUGGGCACCCAACUCUGUUGCAGCAUGCCUUUGGCCAGGUGUCAAAGACAGAUCCUUCUCCAAAGAGGGAAAUGCCCACCAUGAUUCUCUUCAACGUGGUGUUUGCUUUACGGGCCACUGCGGACCCCUCCGUGAUCAGCUGCCUGCAUAACCUCUCCCGGCGAAUCGCCAUUGUGCUUCAGCAUGAAGAGAGACGCUGCCAGUAUCUGACCAGGGAGGCCAAACUCAUUCUGGCCAUUCAAGAUGAAGUUUCAGCCAUGUCAGAAACAAGGGAUGGGCCUCAGUCGCCCUUCCCUCACAUCCUUCCCAAGUGCAAGCUGGCCAGAGACCUUAAAGAGGCUUACGACAGUCUGUGCACAACAGGGUUGGUCCAACUACAGAUCAACAACUGGCUGGAAGUGAGUUUCUGCCUGCCUCAUAAAAUCCAUGAUGUGGCAUCCAGUUUCAUCCCUCCAGAAGCCAUUGAAAGAAGCUUGAAGGCUAUUCGGCCUUACCAUGCCUUAUUGCUGCUUAAAGAUGAGAAGUCCCUCCUCAGCGAACUGCCCCUGGAUUGCUCCCCUGCCCUAGUGCGAGUGAUCAAAACGGCCUCUGCGGUGAAGAACCUUCAGCAGCUCGCUCAGGAUGCAGACCUGGCCUUGCUCCAGGUCUUUCAGCUGGCUGCCCAUCUGGUCUACUGGGGCAAGGCCCUCAUGGUCUAUCCGCUGUGUGAGAACAAUGUCUACAUGCUGUCCCCCAAUGCCAACGUCUGCCUUUAUUCCCCUCUGGCAGAGGAGUUCUCCUCUCAGUUUCCAGGCCAGGACCUGCCCGCAGUUCUGUCCAAGUUCUCCUGGCCAGUUUCUCUGUCUGAGCUCAAGGACCCUCUUGCUCCAGCGAUUCAGGAGACGCAUCUCAUCCGGAUGGUGGCCUGGAUGCUCCAGCAUCGGCUUCUCAUUCAGCUGCACAGCUACGCCUGCCUAAUGGUUCCCCCAAAGGAGGAGGAGGAGGAGGAGGAGGAAGAAGAGGAGGGUUUUCGCACCAGAGUAGAAGAGCUGUCCUUUCCAGCCCGAGUUGGGGGCCGAAGCCUCAGCACUCCUAGCGCACUCAGUUUUGGUUCUCCCACUAGCAGUGACGACAUGACCCUGACGAGUCCCAGCAUGGACAACUCUAGUGCAGAGCUGUUGCCUGGGGGGGAGUCUCCCGUGAACAAACGCAUGACGGAGAACCUCCUGACCAGCCUCUCGGAACACGAGCGCGAAGCCAUUCUCAGUGUCCCUGCAGCUCACAAUCCAGACGAUCUGCGCAUGUUUGCCAGGCUGCUGCACUAUUUCCGUGGACGGCAUCACUUGGAGGAGAUCAUGUACAACGAAAACAUGCGCCGCUCCCAUCUGCUCAUGCUCUUUGACAAGUUCCGUAGCGUGCUGGUGGUGACGAACCACGAGGACCCUGUCAUCUCGGUCUUUCAGUCCCUCCAUAAAUGAGGAGAGGAAGCUUGCUUGGAGCCAGGAAGGACCCGGAUGGAGGCCAGAUGCUGCUCCCGGGCCUGAGGAAGCGCCUCCUGUUGGACACUACAGGAACGCCCUUCCCAGGGUCGCUUUCUGGCGGUUUUGCACUCUGUCCCCUUGGGAGCUGCAGCCUUCUUUGGAGGGAAGGAGGGCUUUCAGGGAUGGGGCUCAGCAGAGUGUGGGCUUCCUACCCCAAAUUGUGGAGGCGGGAAAGAAGCUGUUCUUUGACUUUUGAAAGCAGGAAGAGUACGGAGACCCAGGGAUGAGCCCAAGGACUUCUGCCACAGGUGAAGCAGUGGGUUCACAGCCCACCCACCCUGCCCCCUACGAAUUGAGACAUUGAAGGGCGUGUCUGUCUGCUUAAGCCCUACCCAUUCUGGCACUGCCAGCUCAAUUGUCCUGGGUGAGGAGGGGGCUGUUCUAGUAAAGAGGGCCUGGGGCCGUGCACUUCCCUUCUUGCUGAUUGCACUGGGCAUUUGGCUCCACUGGAAGAGAGCAAAACAUGUUUAUUUACAUACAUAAAUCUGAAACGGCCCUUCUA